UUGCGAUUGCAUCCCAAAAUCACAAGCGAUGCGAGUUAUAUGUUUUGAGUGCUGUUCGUCGCAAUUUCGAGCGAAUUUCUUGAAAAUUAUGCGAUCCUCGCUACGCUGGAGAUAAACUGCAAUCAAUUCUGAAACGUUAUCUCGAGUGUCAAGCGCAAGGCAGGAAAGAACAGAAAGGAGCAGCGAUUCUUUCUUGACGAAAAAUGGAGGAUGAACGCUUAAUUGGCAAGGACACAAAGACAGAUGAGAAUACUGAGACCAAACCUAAGGAAACUCUAGGCUUAAUCACUACAGUAGCCCUGGAUACUCUGCAUCGUGAUGUUAGACGUGUUCUACAGGAGUAUGAAGAGGAGCAUAGGAAAAAUAAGAAGUAUAGAGCUUGGCUGAAGGACACCCUGCACCAUCGUAGCCAAUAUACAACGCUCUGCUGGACCUCUGCGAUCGCGCUGUUGAUCAAUGCCAUUAUUCUCAUCGUUGCGUUCUUUACGCUUAAUGAAACAUGGUAUUCAACACUGCCGUAUGAAGGACUGAUAGUCUGUUGUUUAGUAGUAUUGAAUUUUAUCUUAGUGGUAUCGGAUAAUAAAUUACGACAUGAAGAAAUUCCUCAUAGAGUGAAAAUUCUUCUUGAUCAACUCAAUGUUGCACGUUCCACAUGUCAAUGGAGGUCUGAGAACUACCCACAUUUGUGCAGUCCGCAAUCCCCUUGCUUGACCUUGCAGUGGACGUAUCGUGAUGGUGAAGUAGUCAACUUGCCGUGGGCCUUAUUAGUGGCCGGUGAUAUAAUCGUGAUGAAGCCAGGCCAGCAAGCACCUGGAUAUUGCGUGCCAUACAACGAUCCAGAAGCGCCUGUUUUGCACGCAAGAGAGACUUACAGUGUGUCAGUACACAGCGCGAACGAAAUCUUCUCCAUGCCGCAGUCCCGCAUACCUCUGAAGAGUAAGAUCUACAAACUUCAGGAAACACCGUACUUGGUGAAUCUGCGAAUGGCGCUCGAUCAAGCUCUCGAUCGACCAGUAACUUAUUACAAUCGCAAGCGUCACUUGCUGAUGAUCUGCUGCAUUGAGCACUUGACCUAUCCGAUACUCGUGAUUGUUAUCCUUGUGAUCAAUCUGCUCCGUUAUCUAUAUCUGACAGACUAUUUUGGCACUGGUCACUGGAGUGAAAUGUUUCUGUUGCAACCGAUCGCUGUGAGUCUUCCGUUGUUACCAUUGGUGUUUCCCGCCUGUUGGAUAUUCCUCAAUUGCUUCGGCAUGGCUCGUUUCAAAGCGUUGUUCAAGCUUUAUCUGUCCGCAAAAAAGCUCCAGUUUGUAGAUCCUUUUGAAGACGCAGAAAUCAAUGGUCCCAAUCAUCCGGACGUAGUGUACAACUGGCUGGAACUCAAAGAAUAUUUCUUCGAUAUUCUUUUCGGCAACGAGCACAUGAUGUCGCGAUCGGCGAGCAUUCUGCACGUUCUGGGCUCUGUAACCGCGCUGUGCUGCGUAGAUAAGAAGGGAAUUCUCUCAUGGCCUAAUCCCACGGCGGAGAAAGUAUUUUUCCUACGUAACGCCAAUAUUUUGUCGCCGAGCUCGAGUACCGGCAGCGUGGACAAGACGACUGACAAGAAUCAGGAAUCCGAGGAGACCAAGGUGAACUCCAACAGAACGUCUUACGUACAGCAUGAUAUGUCGCACUCCACCGCCGAGGUCCUGGAUCUCACCCACGAUCAUGCCCUGCCGUUCCGACUGCAGUUCGACGAUCACUCGUGGCGACAACAUCUGAAUUCGCUGAAACCGCUUGGUCUGGCGAUCCUCCUCAACACGUGCAACAUGGACACGCAGGAACACUACACGCAAUUCUGUUGUCACGUCACUUGCGAGGCUCUCUACAAUGAGAACUUGGUCCCAGUGACGAACAGACGAUGUCUGUGCGAACUGGCGAAGCAGAUCGGUUUCCAGGAUCAAGCGCAGAAAAUCUUCCAACUGGAACAGCAACUAUGUACAUUUAGACAUGUACAACCAGAGAUGGUCAGGCGGGACAUAAAGUUCGCGCGUUCACUGAGCAUUGCGACAAAGUUGAAAUUCCCGUUUCCUCACAUGGUCGCCGUAGUCGUGAAAGAGCGCAGCGGUGGUGGUCUACAGUUGUUGACACAAGGAACGGCUGACAUAAUUCUGGACUCGUGCAUCGAGUAUUGGGAUGGCCACGAUCUCUGCCCUCUUUCCGCAUCAGACAGGAAAAAGGUUCAAGACUUCUACCAGAGGACGAGCUUAACCUCGUAUUGCACCGCAUUCGCUUAUCGACCGCUGACGCGCGCCAUCAGCGACAACAUGUCCGAGAUAUAUCUGGAGCUACCAGCGGAUAGCAAACAUUUGUACACACCUCACAGGAGUCCGACUCCUUUACCGUGGGACUUCAGAAAUGUUCUCGAUCCCAGAGUACGAGGAAUAUUGGGACAGUUUCAUUCGACAGAUUCCUUGCUGUGUAACGAAAAUAAGGAUGAUAACGUGAACGAUAUUGAAAGCUGUUUCGAGGUGCAGUGCAAUCAGGUUUUCAUCGGAAUGGUUACCAUGCAAUAUCAGGCACAAACCGAUAUGGUACAAUUGAUUGAACAAUUGGAUAGAGCAUGCAUAAGGUUUGUGCACUUCAGCAAGGAGAACGAACUGCGCUCGCGUGUUUUCUCAGAGAAAAUGGGCUUGGAGAGCGGCUGGAAUUGUCACAUCUCAUUACUCAGCGAGGGGGCCAGGUCCGAGAGUCCAGUGGGUUGGUGGGUGAGCCAGGCAGCAGCCAUGUCCUCACCCACUCCCUCACCCACGGCCCAAUCUCAUCAGCCUAAUUACUCCUGCAUGGACGAGGCCAGCCACUUGCUUAAUCGUGUCUUACCUCGCACCAAUCUGAACAACAGCCGAGCGAUGAGCAUGUCGGCGCCAAGCGCUAUCAACACUGACUUCUCGACAGUGAAAUUCGACGAUGAAACAACCGAGUGGAAUAAUACAGGAACAUCGCAAGUCAAGAGCACGAUGAGCCACAGAGAUAACAAACUGUCGAGCAGGGAGCAGGACACGGUGAGAAGCGAGGACAGCGUCCUGGUGCAGAGCGUCGAUUUGGGAUCAGGCCAGGAAGCUUGGAGAUCCUUGAGCUGCCUCACCGACAGCACCGAACAAAGUGCGCCAGUCAACUUCGAUUUAUCGAAUAGGGCUAAACUGCCGAGGGGCAUAGACAAGAUACGUCCGCACAUCGAGCUGAUAGAUAACGUUCCUUUACUCGUGUCCCUAUUCACCGACUGCAACACCACAGUAACCCGCGAGAUGUUGCAUAUAAUGCAGGAUUAUGGCGAGGUGGUGUGUGUGCUUGGCUCCUCUGCCAACGCCGAGAACAUGCCCAUCUUCAUGCAGGCUGACGCAGGAGUGGCAGUGGAGCCCUUGUAUCCUCAGGUAUGUCAGAAGGUACCAGUAUUGAUAUCCCCUACGGAGAGCCAAGGAAUUUCUCCUGUUGAUCUGAGUAGAGCACUAAACUCUGUUACAUGUUCACUGAGUGUGAAACGCGAGGAUCCUGUAGCAAUUUUUCAUCUCAUUAUGGAGGCUCGUCAUUACAUGAAGAAUCUAUGGAAUUGUAUACAAUUUUGGCUGUGCUGUGUAGUUACGCUCUCAUUUGUACAAAUGCUGUCGGCGUUUCUACUGCUGCCGCCACUGUUCUCCAUCGAUCAAAUACUCUGGUUGUGCUGCUUGAUAAUUCCCGUACUGUCGACAUCCAUGAUCACCACGCCGAUAGACUCGACGAUAAUGCAACGCGCGACUGGGAAAAAUCAAUGCGUGGUCAAUGGAGAGGUCACACUAUUCGUGUUAUGGUGCUAUGGCAGCAAGUUCUUGCCAACGGUGAUCACAGUGAUUCUCUCGCAGUGCAUCUCGUUUCUGACGCUUUGCCCCGUCUACGUACCACAGAACUCCAAGUGCCUGUACAUAUAUCCGGAUCCGCGGGACCAGAUUUGGGGCGGCUGGGGUAGCAAGCCGAUUGUCGUUCUGGUCGUACAGCAUUUCGCUCUCACGCUUAUAGUUCUGCAUUUCGUUACGAUAUCUGUUAGCUUUGUACACAGGGAAUACUCGAUAUGGAAGAAAAAUCCUAUGAGUAAUUGCACCUGGUUUCUUGGUGUAUUUAUUGUAUUGUGUGUGCAAGCGAUAUUCUCUGGUAUAAUGUUCCGCAAAUUUUGGCGAGAAGAGAGCAAAAAGAUCGAAAACUUCCCGCUACACGUGCCAUUAUUCUUUCUAUUCUCUGUUCCGCUGACGUUUGUAAUUAACGAGUUGAUCAAGUGGCAAGAGAUCAAAGUGAACGUGAGAUAUCAGAAAAGGGCACGUUUGGAAUUUGGCACAAAGCUAGGAAUGAAUUCGCCAUUUUAAUCCAAUUUGCAGCAUCAAUUUGACGUCUUCGAAAUAUCAAAUGUGUUUUAAAAGAUAUACGGGUAUAUCAUUAAGUGUAUAUAUUAUUAGCAUGUAUUUUAUCGAAAGUACUGGUAUUAUGAUUUAGUUGCUGCAGACUCGAGAAAUUCAAAGGGCUCGAGGAUCUUUAAGAGCUUCAUGUACUUACAAUGCUGUGUCAAAUAUUGCCAAAUUUGAUUAGACUUGAGCAAAGCCGGUAUUUUCUAUAGCGAUGUGUGUAUUUAUAUUUUGCGACCAUCGAUUGCGAGCUUAAAUGAGCACCAUGGACGAAUUUUCUAUCUCGUUUUCAUCAAACCGUUCCGAUUAAAGUGGUUUCUUUUCGAUGAAAUUAUUUACGAGAAGCCGCAAAAACAUCGUUAAGGCAUAUUAUUUCUCUCACUUUUGAUUCUAUCAUUAUUCAAGAUGUCCCACAUAGGUAUCGCUUUAGGUUUCAUUUAUUUAAAAAAAAAGAGAUUAUUUUAAUAGUUUAAAAAUUAUAGAAAGAUUGUUUCGCGUUCUUCUAAUAUCCAUAAUAAUGCGAGCGUGCCUGGGAAGUUUAGACAUCUUGCAUUUGACGAUCUUAUCAUUAGUGUUAUGUAAAGUACUUAAACAUAAAUAUGUUCCUACUGAUAACUUUGGUAUCCUCGUUGACGUUCGAUUUCGCCCGAGCUCGUUGUAGAAUCGCACAGUUGAGAAAUUAGGCGUUUUUAGCGUUUGAACGCAACGAUAGUUAUUUAUUUAUCGUGAUCACAGAUUAGUGAGGAUUUUAGCGAAUUAAAUGUAAUUCUGCGAGUUGAUUAGAUAGUAACGUCGAACUAAAUUCGAAUUGUAGCAGUGAUAGUCUCGCUGGUACGAGACAAUGCUCUGGUUGUACGAGACAGUGCUCGGUCACAUCUGGAUUGCAUAGAGUUCUUGAUUUCCAACCGAUAAAGUGGAAUAUAAUCAUAAUCGCGAUUUUCAGAACGGCCGAGCUUCCACAAUUAACCGCAAACUUAAUUUCUUCCUUUGCACUGCUUUUGCAUUAUUUGAUUUUAAUAAUGAUACUUUAUAUACAAACAUGCACGUGCAUAUACCUUUAUUGUUCCUUUUCUUUACUCUAAAUUGAUGACGCAAUUUUCAUAUGUUGUGCAAAGUGUGUGAGUGGAGAUCAUAAAGGAAAAUUAUUAAAGAUAGUUGUUGCUAGAUCUAAUAAAUGUACACAUAUUUAUAGUAAAAGAAAUUCAUUUUUUUUAUAUUUUCAGAAAAUAUGAUGUUUAUGAAGCAAGUUACAAAUUUUCAAAUAAGCACUUCUUGUUUAAAUCUUACAUCAGAAAUCCAUUUUUUCUUGCCUUUUAUUAUGUGAUGAUUGAAACAAAUGAGUUCGAUUCUUUAUGUUAUACGAACACAAGUCAAAGGUCUGAUUAUAGUCUUUGUUAAACGAUAUUCCACAUUAGCAAAUUUAUUUUAAACUUCCGUUAUACUAUGGUGUAUCGUUUCAAUGCUGUUAAUACUGCAUUCUACGUUUAGUUUUAUGCAAUAAAAAAGAUGUUUUUUUAAAGAGAAUAAAAUUUUCAUUAAGCA
Acromyrmex echinatior (Panamanian leafcutter ant) is the source of this 5945-nucleotide messenger RNA. Its product is annotated as transmembrane protein 94-like protein l(2)k05819. NCBI's taxonomy places the organism in Eukaryota, Metazoa, Arthropoda, Insecta, Hymenoptera, Formicidae. Gene Ontology annotation, molecular function: nucleotide binding. The record is from RefSeq and is a predicted model, not a curated record.